CGGUUCCCAAACAUAAGCUCAUGCUUUAAUAAAAAUGACCAGACCCCUCAAGUUCAUCUCUUACCUCCGACGCGGGGUCAAGACCGCGGAAAUAGGCUUGGUAUGACAUCGCUCUUUGACGUGAUUGAGAGAUGGGAUGAAACGGAUAACGGAGCGACCCUCAAAGAAGCUGAGGAAGUAUUGAACCUUGGCGAUGUCGAGGUCCUUGCUCCAUUACGUGGGAGAGACGUCUUAGCCGUAGGGUACAACUAUAAGGAUCACCAUGCCGAGUUCCAAAACACAGGUAUUGACAAGUCCAUGUCUGGCGAUCUGCCAGAAUACCCUGUGAUCUUUACGAAACGAGCUACCUCCAUUGUGGGCCACGGGCAUCCGAUCUAUACACAUCCAAAAGUCACAAGUAAGGUAGACUACGAGGGGGAGUUGGGGAUUAUCAUCGGAAAGGGCGGUUUUAGGAUCCUCAAGGAACACGCUUGGGAUCACGUUUGGGGAGCGACCAUCAUCAACGAUGUGACUGCUAGAGAUAGACAAGGGAUGCACAAGCAAUUCUACAUCGGAAAGAGCUUGAAUUCGCAUUGUCCCAUGGGUCCAUACGCAGUGCAUAAGUCCAACCUCGAUUUCAACAACAUGAGCAUCCUCACCCAACUCAAUGGUCAAACCGUCCAAUCUCAACCGACUACCGACCUCUUAUUCGAUAUACCAACACUCGUUGAGACCCUCUCCAUGGGCAUCACACUGCAGCCAGGGGACGUGAUCGCCACAGGGACGCCUGUAGGUGUUGGCGCAUCCACAGGUCGAUUCUUCAAAGGCGGAGAUGUGAUCAGCGUGAGCAUAGAGGGUCUAGGGACGCUGGAGAACACAGUUGAAGAUGGUGACGGAGCUGGCAAGGUGUCCCAAGUCAGAGAGCACAGGUCAGAGGUAUGAAUGAGACAGCUCGAGGGUUGAAUUUGUAAUGCGGUCAGAUUAGGAAAUAUUUUCCUAAUCAAUUAGGAAAAUCAUUAGUAAAUCGCCCCCCUCCCUCCUUCGCCACUCUAGGUGGAGACAACAU
This is a messenger RNA of Kockovaella imperatae, 1045 nucleotides long. RefSeq lists its product as hypothetical. The transcript is spliced from 8 exons. The record is from RefSeq and is a predicted model, not a curated record. The coding region runs from base 103 to 921 and encodes 272 amino acids. Gene Ontology annotation, molecular function: acetylpyruvate hydrolase activity. NCBI's taxonomy places the organism in Eukaryota, Fungi, Basidiomycota, Tremellomycetes, Tremellales, Cuniculitremaceae.